This is a messenger RNA of Eutrema salsugineum, 186 nucleotides long. RefSeq lists its product as uncharacterized. The record is from RefSeq and is a predicted model, not a curated record. NCBI's taxonomy places the organism in Eukaryota, Viridiplantae, Streptophyta, Magnoliopsida, Brassicales, Brassicaceae.
AUCUGCUCAAUCCUUACACCAGAUUUUAAUGGUAUGAGAGGAUCCAGAGACAAUGCUUACAUUAAAGUGGAGUUUAAUAGUCUCUCUGAACUCUCUAUGUCCAAGUUCUAGGGAGUUCGGAAGCUCCUUACAUCAUCGUUCACAUAUGUUUUACUUUUCCUUAAGAAUCUGCAUAGUUUGGAUUGA